This is a messenger RNA of Meleagris gallopavo (turkey), 4774 nucleotides long. The record is from RefSeq and is a predicted model, not a curated record. NCBI's taxonomy places the organism in Eukaryota, Metazoa, Chordata, Aves, Galliformes, Phasianidae.
UGGCACAGAGAACAAGCUGAGCUCCCUCUCUGACCUGGAGCAGCAGUACCGGGCCCUGCGCAAGUACUAUGAGAACUGCGAGGUAGUUAUGGGCAACCUGGAAAUCACCAGCAUCGAGCACAACAGAGACCUCUCCUUCCUGAGGUCUAUCAGAGAAGUCACAGGCUAUGUUUUGGUGGCUUUGAAUCAGUUUGAAUACCUGCCACUGGAGAACCUGCGCAUCGUUCGUGGGACCAAGCUCUAUGAAGACCGAUACGCUCUGGCAAUAUUUCUUAACUACAGAAAGGAUGGUAAUUUUGGACUCAGGGAACUUGGCUUGAAGAACUUGACAGAAAUACUGAAUGGAGGGGUGUAUGUUGGCCAGAACAAAUUUCUUUGCUUCGCAGACACCAUUCAUUGGCAGGAUAUCGUGCGUAACCCCUGGGCCUCCAACUUCACUUUGGUUCCAACGAAUGGCAGCUCAGGAUGUGGUCGAUGCCACAAGUCCUGCACAGGCCGAUGCUGGGGACCCACGGAGAAUCACUGCCAGACCUUAACAAAGACAGUGUGUGCAGAGCAGUGUGAUGGACGGUGCUACGGGCCCUACGUCAGUGACUGCUGCCACCGGGAGUGCGCUGGAGGCUGUUCUGGACCCAAAGACACUGAUUGCUUUGCCUGUAUGAAUUUCAAUGAUAGCGGAGCAUGUGUCACACAGUGCCCCCAGACAUUUGUGUACAAUCCUACUACCUUCCAACUGGAACAUAAUCACAAUGCCAAGUACACGUACGGGGCUUUCUGCGUCAAGAAGUGCCCACACAACUUUGUGGUAGAUUCCAGCUCUUGUGUCCGUGCAUGUCCAAGCUCCAAGAUGGAGGUUGAAGAGAAUGGUAUUAAGAUGUGUAAGCCCUGCACUGACAUUUGUCCUAAAGCGUGUGAUGGCAUUGGAACAGGGAGCUUAGUGUCAGCUCAGACAGUGGAUUCCAGCAACAUUGACAAGUUCAUAAACUGUACUAAGAUCAAUGGCAACCUGAUCUUCCUUGUUACUGGGAUUCAUGGGGAUCCAUAUCACACAAUCGCUGCAAUUAAUCCUGAGAAAUUAAAUAUUUUCCAAACAGUGAGAGAGAUAACAGGGUAUUUGAACAUACAGUCAUGGCCUGAGAACAUGACUGACUUCAGGGUGUUUUCUAACUUGGUUACUAUUGGUGGAAGAGCUCUGUAUAGUGGCCUUUCCUUACUCAUCCUGAAGCAGCAAGGCAUUACCUCUUUACAGUUCCAGUCCUUGAAGCAGAUCAGUGCUGGUAACAUCUACAUAACAGACAACAGCAAUUUAUGCUACUACCACACAGUCAACUGGACCAGUCUUUUCAGCACACCCAGCCAAAAGACGGUGAUUCAUCGAAAUAAAAAAGCAGAGAACUGCACUGCUGAUGGAAUGGUGUGUAACGAGUUAUGCUCAAGUGAUGGCUGCUGGGGGCCAGGACCAGACCAGUGUCUCUCCUGCAAGCGCUUCAUCAGGGGGAGGACCUGCAUAGAAUCUUGUAACCUGUAUGACGGGGAAUUUCGAGAGUUUGCAAAUGGUUCUGUUUGUGUGGAGUGUGAUCCCCAAUGUGAGAAGAUGGAAGACAACAUGAUCACAUGCUAUGGGCCGGGGCCUGACCACUGCACAAAGUGUUUCCAUUUUAAGGAUGGUCCGAACUGUGUGGAGAAAUGUCCUGAUGGUUUACAGGGGGCCAACAGUUUCAUUUUCAAAUAUGCCGAUGAGGAUCGUGAGUGCCAUCCGUGCCAUCCAAAUUGCACCCAAGGGUGUAGAGGUCCAGCUAGUCAUGACUGCAUUUACUAUCCAUGGACACGACAGUCCACUUUACCACAACAUGCUAGAACACCUUUGAUUGCUGCGGGAGUUAUUGGUGGCCUCUUCAUCAUCGUCAUCAUGGGCCUGACGUUUGCUGUGUACGUUCGACGCAAGAGCAUUAAAAAGAAGAGAGCGCUGCGGAGGUUCCUGGAGACUGAGCUUGUGGAACCCUUGACUCCAAGUGGUACGGCUCCCAACCAAGCUCAGCUUCGCAUCCUGAAGGAAACAGAGCUGAAACGAGUGAAGGUUCUUGGCUCUGGAGCCUUUGGAACAGUAUACAAGGGUAUUUGGGUCCCCGAGGGAGAAACCGUAAAGAUUCCUGUGGCCAUUAAGAUCCUUAAUGAGACCACUGGUCCCAAAGCCAACGUCGAGUUCAUGGAUGAAGCUCUCAUCAUGGCCAGCAUGGAUCACCCACACCUGGUGAGACUCCUGGGUGUCUGCUUGAGCCCGACCAUCCAGCUUGUCACUCAGCUGAUGCCUCAUGGCUGCCUGCUGGAUUAUGUUCAUGAACAUAAGGACAAUAUUGGCUCCCAGCUUCUGCUAAACUGGUGUGUCCAAAUAGCAAAGGGAAUGAUGUACCUGGAAGAGAGAAGACUUGUGCACCGGGACUUGGCAGCCCGCAAUGUCUUGGUGAAAUCACCAAACCAUGUGAAGAUCACCGAUUUUGGCCUGGCCAGACUUCUGGAGGGGGAUGAGAAGGAGUAUAAUGCUGAUGGAGGGAAGAUGCCAAUUAAGUGGAUGGCUCUGGAGUGUAUACACUACAGGAAAUUUACCCAUCAGAGCGAUGUCUGGAGCUACGGAGUCACUAUCUGGGAGCUCAUGACCUUUGGUGGAAAGCCAUACGAUGGGAUCCCAACUCGAGAGAUCCCAGACCUGCUGGAGAAGGGAGAGCGGUUGCCUCAGCCUCCAAUAUGCACUAUUGAUGUUUAUAUGGUGAUGGUGAAAUGCUGGAUGAUCGAUGCUGACAGUCGGCCUAAAUUCAAGGAGCUGGCUGCGGAAUUUUCUAGAAUGGCUCGAGACCCCCAGAGGUACCUGGUAAUUCAGGGAGAUGAUCGUAUGAAGUUGCCCAGCCCAAAUGACAGCAAGUUCUUCCAAAAUCUUCUUGAUGAGGAAGACCUGGAAGAUAUGAUGGAUGCUGAAGAGUAUCUUGUUCCUCAAGCCUUCAACAUCCCUCCUCCCAUCUACACUUCCAGGACAAGAAUUGAUUCCAACAGGGUCAUGAUGUCGAAAUUUCCUUGCACGCCCUUGCUGAGAAGCAGAAUGCAGAACCAGUUCGUGUACAGAGAUGGCGGCUAUGCUGCAGAGCAGGGAGUGCCGAUGCCGUACAGAGCUCCUGGCUGCAUCAUCCCAGAAGCCCCAGUUGCUCAGGGGGCGACAGCAGAGAUCUUUGAAGACACCUGCUGCAACGGCACGCUGCGGAAGCAGGUGGCCACGCUGGCAAAGGAGGACAGCAGCACCCAGAGGUACAGCGCUGAUCCCACAGUCUUCAUACCAGAGCGGGUGAUCCGGGGAGAGCUGGAUGAGGACGGCUACAUGACGCCAAUGCGGGACAAACCCAAAACAGAUUACCUGAAUCCAGUGGAAGAGAACCCAUUUGUCUCCCGGCGAAAGAACGGAGAUCUCCAAGCUGUGGACAACCCAGAGUAUCACAACGCUCCGAACGGGCAGUCCAAAGCAGAGGAUGAGUACGUGAAUGAGCCAUUGUACCUCAACACUUUUGCAAACACCUUGGAAAACGCUGAGUACCUGAAGAACAAUUUGCCAGAGAAAGCCAAGAAGGCCUUUGACAACCCAGACUACUGGAAUCACAGCCUGCCCCCACGAAGCACUCUCCAGCACCCGGACUACCUGCAAGAGUACAGCACAAAAUACUUUUACAAACAGAACGGACGGAUCCGGCCCAUUGUGGCAGAGAAUCCCGAAUACCUCUCCGAGUUUUCCCUGAAGCCUGGCACUGUGCUGCCCCCGCCGCCCUACAGACACCGGAACACAGUGGUGUAGUAUCCGCGGUCUUACAGAAGUGGAAAGGCAACCCCUUCUAGCUGCCUCACUCUUUCUCUUUUUCUCCUUCUCCCUUCCCUACUUCCCUUUUUUCCUCCCAUGAGCUUCCUCUUCUUGCCAGUUCACUCAUUUUUGCUAUUUCCAAGUGAAAGGAUGUCUUGGAGUCAUUUGUGGAUUGAGUUGGGAACCGGAAAAGAAGGAAGGAAGGAAGGAAAGAAGGAAGGAGACUGAGAGGAGGAGUGUACAGCCUGGUGUUUCUCGCCUUCCGCAGAUCCGAGAGGCAGGUGGUCAGAGAAACCAGACAGUACAGAAAAUCCAUGGCAGUGUUGCCUGCUGUCAAGCUAGUCUCAGUGAUUCCACCCAGACGCUGUAGGGGAAGCCGCAGAGAGGCUGUCUCUCUCAGGAGGAACUGAUGAGUCUGUACAGCAUUCCUGGAAAUCUCAAUGCAGUUUCCAUUAGGGGGAAAAAUGGACAAUUUUUAUAUUAUGUGUAAUAGCACAGUAAUUGAGAUUGAGAAUCCAGUUUCUUUCUCUAAUACUUUCUAUCCCAGCAACUGAAAACGGCUAACUUGGCUUUUCAUAAUCGUUCAGAUCUUCAUCGUGGCUUUCCCAGAAAUGAUGAUGUGACUCUGAGAGCCGGCGCAAUCCUUGUUCUGAGCUACACCAUGAUUUUGUGCCACUUCCUAACCACAGAGACUCCAGCUCAGAACUGGUGUGUGACAUGACCAUUUUUGUAUAUGUGCCAACAGGACAAAUGUUUUAAACAGAAAAAUCCUUUCAGAAAUGAGUAACAAAGCCCCCACCCCCCACGUGUUCUUCUUGAACCUAAAAGGCCAAGAAAUCAAGAUUUGUACGUAAAAGGCUCAGUUUCCUGUUUCAUACCUGCUGAACAUAGGUACAUAAAUGCAAAUAAAUUCUUCCCUCUUUUUCUUCUUUGAGAUCA